UGUAUAGUUUACGUGUACAGGGCUUUUUUUAAGAGAAUAUCAGUUUUCUUAUUACGUUAACAUCCCUAAGAGACCACCCAAUUUGCCUCGCGUGCUAAUGGUUUCCAAAUGCCGGUAAUUGUGGAUUAAACCAGAAAACCUAUGGCCGCUUAUUUAUGACGUACCCAGACGUAAAUACGUGACCAGAACUGAAAAAAACACUCAGGAAAGUUCAGUACAUUUCGAGUCGAGGUACACUUUCGUAUUUUUCCAACCUGUGUUUCUUGUUUGCGCCAGGCUAUGCACUAAUCCAGCCCAUGAACCCUCCCUAUCUUUUAACAUAUGGGGGCUUCGGGGAACUCGUCUUCAAGCCCUGCCCGAACAGGAACAAUGAAGUCGCAAAACCGCGAGCGACUCAGUCGAGACACUAGCGAUAAGCGUCGAGCGACGAGAGUCGAGCGACGAGUGCCGAGCGCAGAAGUCUGCGGAAGGUCCUCCGCUCUCUGCGAGACAGCUAAACACGAAGUCAUGUAGCCUCCAACCCAGCAGUUAGCCCGUCUUCUCCUACUCUGCCAUAAAACCGCCAUUUUUAUUUCCUUAAAUAUGGCGUCACAGUGGCAAAAAUUCAUUUCAAAGUAAACCAAGUGAACCAAGUGCAGUUUUCUCCAGAUUAGUACCCAGUCCUCUUGAUUAGCGAAUGGACUGGGAUUGAUGACUCUCCCCAGUUUUCACUCAUUCUUCUGCACGUGUAAAUGGCGGCCAGAUUUGAGAUUUCCUGAGGAAAGUUUAUAAAGCUUACGAUAAUAUUUUAGUACAAUGCCUACCAGGACAAAUGCGAGAACUGCUGCUGAGACUUUCGAAUGGAUUGGAAAUGGAACGAUAGACGAUGGAAAAGUUUUUUAUAGACAAUUCAAAUUUAAAGGAAACUUGAUCAGUUGUGAAGAUGAUGUCAUUAUUAACGGCAAUAAGAAGUGUUUUAUUGGACAUGUUGAGAAGUUAUAUGAGCUUGAAGGAAGUGAUGAUCCCAACAGAGCCAUAAUACAGUGGUAUUUCACUUAUGAAGAACUGCUAAAAUUAGCAAAAAGGAGGAUUACUGUCGAUAUUGCGGAACCUUGGAGAGAAUUAUUUUUACCUUCUAGUGACAGUGUUCAUAAUCACGGUGUUGAGGAUAUUGAUGCUGAAACCAUUUCAAAGAAGUGCACUGUUUUAAGACUUAAACUGCACGAUCUGUUGCCGGACUGCUUACAUGCCACUGACCAGGAGGACUUGUUUUACGUGCGUUACAGAUUUGACAGGCAUUUUAACCUUCAUCCUGUCAGUAAAAGGGUUGCAAGAGAGUCCACAUCAAAAAGGGAAAGUAGUGUUACAAAUCAUGUUAAAACUCCGAAGACUCCCAGAAGGGAAUCUACAAGAAACCAGAAUCUUGUCAAAGAGAAUGGUGUCAGUAACAAUGCAAAAACACCACAGACAAGGAAAACACCAGCAAAAGGAAAGGAUACUCCAUCAGUGAAGAAAAAAAGCACAACUCCUGUUCGAAACAAAACUGUUAUGUUAACUAACAAAUGUGUGAUACCCCUGGAGCCAUUAGUUUUCAAUGGCAACAGUGGGACACCUGUUAAACGAAGAGCAAGCCGCAGUAUUCCCGAUGAAUCUACUGUAACCUCCAAGAAAAGUAGACACAACCAGAGUGCGAAGAAGACAGAAGGACCAGUAAAUUCUCCAAGGCAACAAUAUGGUACUGCAGAAGUUCUGGAGCAAGUACUGGAGAGUGAAUCAAGAUGUAGUAAUGAUGGCGAGAAUGAUAGUGACAAUGAUAGUGUGUUUCAUCCAAGUGAUGUCAGUGAUGAUGACGAUGAUGAUAGUGAUGAUGGCAAUGAUAUUCUUUGGGAGGCUGAAGCUAAAAACAAUACAGGAAUGGUGCUUAUUUUCAAAACAGUUCAAAGUAGACCAACACCAGGAAGAGGAGGCUUGAGGUCUUCAAAGAAGUUAACAACAUUCACCUUGAUACAGGACACACCUAGAGGUAAGCCAGCCGCAAAAACUCCAUCCAGAACUAAAUCAUCCCAGAAAACACCUCUUAAGAACCCUACACAGCAAAGAGUGAAAACUCCAAGGACCAGUCGCAAGACUCCUAAGACUCCGGCUCCAAGCAGUGCCAAGCAACCAUCCAGGAAGAGCUUAAUGACACCGAGCAUUCCUGAGAGGCAGCAGCCUUGCAAGGCACCUGGCACACCACUUGAACUGGCAAGAAAAAAACUGCAUGUGUCUGCAGUGCCAUCAUCUCUUCCAUGCCGUGACAAAGAGUUUACAGACAUCUAUAACUUUGUUGAAGGAAAACUACUUGAUGGCACUGGAGGUUGCAUGUACAUCUCGGGAGUUCCAGGCACUGGAAAAACAGCCACAGUACAUGAGGUCAUACGCAGCAUCGAAGAAGCUCAAGAUGAGUUGCCAGAGUUUACUUUUGUAGAAAUCAACGGAAUGAAGUUAACAGAACCAGCUCAAGCUUAUUCUACUUUCCUUAAGCUGCUAACAGGACAGAAAGCCACACCCGAGCACGCUUCCAAUCUUUUGGACAAGCUUUUUAACACACCAUCACCUGACAGGGAUCCCGUUAUCCUAUUGGUGGAUGAGCUGGAUCUGCUAUGGACUCGUAAACAACACGUGCUGUACAAUCUCUUUGAAUGGCCCACACGGCGUCACGCCCGGCUUAUUGUGCUGGCUAUUGCUAACACCAUGGAUUUGCCCGAAAGAAUUAUGAUGAAGCGUGUCUCUAGCCGACUGGGCCUGACCCGGUUGACGUUUCAGCCGUACACUUUUUCACAGCUGCAGCAGAUUGUGAUGUCUCGCAUCGAAGGGUUGAAAGCCUUUGAACCUGAUGCCAUUCAGCUGGUCUCCAGGAAGGUUGCUGCGGUAUCUGGUGAUGCACGCCGAUGUUUAGAUAUAUGCCGCAGAGCAGUAGAAAUCGCAGAUUCACGUGCCAAAAAGAAGGGAACCGCAUUGGUUGGAAUGAGUCACGUGGACUUAGCUUUACAAGACAUGUUCUCGUCACCUAAGAUACGAGCCAUGAAGUGCUUGUCACAAGUAGAAGGUCUUUUCCUCAAGUCUGUUAUCGCAGAGUUUCGUAGCUCUGGACUUGAAGAGGCAACUUUUGGUGAUGUGUUUCAGCAACUCAAUGAUUUUUGUCGAAUUGAGGGCCUUUCGUCCCCUACACCAUCACAAGCCGCGGCUGUUUGUUGUCGUUUAGGAGCCUGGAAGCUACUUUUAGUAGAGUCUGGCCGUCGCGACCUGGAGCAGAGAAUUCGUUUGAAUGUCAAUCAAGACGACGUUCUUUAUGCUCUCCAAAAGAAUCGCACGUGAUCACCGUUGAGUGGGAUAGGAGGUCACGUGGUUAGGCUUCAUCCAAUCAUUACUCAAAUCGUUAUUUCAGAUGAUGUUGAAAUGCAUUUUGGAAAUUUUUAAUUGCUAGUUGAGUUCGCGCAGAAAAAUAUGUCUAUUUUUUUAUCAAGCAAUAUUAUAUAUAUUUCUUAUUUUUCUUAUCACUCAAUGUUCUUGUAAAAAAGGUUGUCCUCAGAAGAACUAUUUUUGUAAAUUUUAUCUUGAAUAACGGAAGGUGCCAGAAUUAUGUCAACUAAUUUUGUCAUAUUAUUGUAAAUAGAGCACAUAACAGUUUUCAAUAAAGUAUUUUUUCAUUUUA
Molecule: messenger RNA, 3673 nt
Organism: Orbicella faveolata
Lineage: Eukaryota; Metazoa; Cnidaria; Anthozoa; Scleractinia; Merulinidae
Biological process (GO): DNA replication initiation; mitotic DNA replication checkpoint signaling
Cellular component (GO): nuclear origin of replication recognition complex
Molecular function (GO): DNA replication origin binding; chromatin binding; ATP binding
Source: RefSeq, a predicted model, not a curated record